This is a messenger RNA of Spinacia oleracea (spinach), 1592 nucleotides long. RefSeq lists its product as uncharacterized. The coding region runs from base 159 to 1592 and encodes 477 amino acids. NCBI's taxonomy places the organism in Eukaryota, Viridiplantae, Streptophyta, Magnoliopsida, Caryophyllales, Amaranthaceae. The transcript is spliced from 7 exons. The record is from RefSeq and is a predicted model, not a curated record.
AAACCGUAAAUGAAUAAGAUGAGUUGGCUUCUGGGAAUAGAUGACUUGAGAUCCCCGAGUCAGAAAUUUUCAGAAGCUUUCGGUGAUUUGUGUCUUUUCAGAAGUUCUCAGAAUCGGAAAAUAAAGCACGUAUUUACUUUUGGAACAACAUAGGUACGAUGAAUGAAAACCAAAUUGUUGUUAGGCAUGAAUCAGAAGGUGGCAAGACUCCCACAACGCGUGACGAAUCACAAGAUGUUAGUACGAUUACAAAGACCAUUAAAGGCCGUGGUCCGUCAAAAGGUGUUAAAGUCGCUAAGCCUAUGUUCCUUGAGUAUAAUGUAUAUAAUGUCCCCGAUGGACAAUGGUCUCAUGAAUACGGGAAGCAAGUUGGGAGUUGUGCUACUAGAAUUAAUAUUAACGUCCCAUUAUAUCCAAAGGUAGAUGAGCAAAUCAAGAAGGGGUUUUGGGAGGAGACUAAGCUUAUGUUCCACAUUACUGAUGAUUCUAAUCAUUCGAGGGAGAAAUAUUUUCAUUCUUGUGUGGCGAAACGAUUUAGUUGUUUCAAGAGCAAGUUGGUGCGCCGAUGGAUAACUAUGAAGGAAAAGAAGCCAAAAAAUCAAACAAACAAGAUGCCUUGGGAUGUCUACAACCAUAUCACAGAGGAUGAUUGGAAGACUUUUGUUAAACAUUAUUUCCUGCCAGAGUCAUUGCUUCGUAGUGAAAAGGCGAGGAAAAGUGCAUCAUGCAACAAGAACCCACAUCGCACCGGCCAAAAGGGUUAUAAUAGAAAGCGACUAGAUUGGAUAAAGGAUGGACGACUUCCACCAGAUGCAGCUUUACCUAUCUCGAGUAGCUCCUCGGUGAACUCAUCAGUGACCUCAAAUGUUAAUAGAGUUAGAAAAUACAGAUCAAAGGAGUGGAUUUUGGCCCAUCAAGUACAAAAUAAAGAGGGAAAGUGGGAAAUUGACCCGAACGAUACAGAAGUUGUUGAAAUCGCAACAAAAGCUUUAGAGUACAUCGCAGAAAAGGAAAAAGGAAAUCUUUCUUUCGAACAGGGUGAGGAUGCCCUCACUAAAGCUAUAGGGAAAAAAGAUCAUCGUGGGCGUGUCAAGGGAACAGGUGGCAUGGUUGGUAUCAAAAAGGCUUUCGGUCCGUGUAUUCGACAUAGUAGAAGUGACCAUGGUGAAGCUUCAUCAGAAAAUUACGAAUCAAUCAGAGCUUCUGUGAAAAAGGAGUUUGAAGGUGAAUUAGAGAAAAGGGUAGAGAAGAGGGUGGCAGAGGCCCUCCAAAAGCAACUAAGCACCUUGUUAAAAACAGGACAACUAAACUCCAUUUCUAACCCGAUACCUGAUGACCUCCACUUAAAUGAUUCUGCCAGAGUUGACCUUGAUGUUAGUGCUACAAGAACCACUCGUCACAUCUUAGUGCCGCAACCACGCGAGCUAAAGGAAAGGACUCCAUGUCGUCUUGCCCUUGAGGAGAAAGUUUCAGGCAACAACAUUGUCGUGGCGGAUGGUAUGGUACAACCCUCAGAUGGUGCAUUGCCCCAACAUUUUACAUCGAUGAAGCCUGGUCACUAUAAAGUCCAAGUUGAUUUUGUUUACGACUGA